This is a messenger RNA of Microthlaspi erraticum, 1524 nucleotides long. The record is from the annotation of a GenBank genome assembly. NCBI's taxonomy places the organism in Eukaryota, Viridiplantae, Streptophyta, Magnoliopsida, Brassicales, Brassicaceae.
AUGGUGACUCUAAACAUCUCUUCUCCUCUCCCGACCAAAUCCUUUCUACCCUACCGCCAAUCUCCCCACCGUCCGAUCUCUUUCUCCCCCGUCUACGCCGUCCAUUCGACCGACCCCAAAAAAUCAGCCCAAUCAGCCUCCGCUCCGGCCAAAUGGAGCGUGGACAGUUGGAAAUCGAUGAAAGCUCUGCAGUUGCCGGAAUACCCAGAUCAGAAGGAUCUCGAAUCGGUUUUACAGACGCUUUCCUCUUUCCCUCCUAUAGUCUUCGCCGGAGAGGCAAGGAAGCUGGAGGAGAAGCUAGGACAAGCCGCCAUGGGUAAGGCCUUUAUGCUCCAAGGCGGUGAUUGCGCCGAGAGUUUCAAGGAAUUCAACGCUAAUAACAUUAGGGAUACCUUUAGGAUUCUUCUCCAGAUGGGUGUUGUUCUCAUGUUCGGUGGUCAGAUGCCUGUUAUAAAGGUUGGAAGAAUGGCGGGUCAGUUUGCGAAGCCGAGAUCGGACCCAUUUGAGGAGAAAGAUGGCGUGAAGCUGCCGAGUUACAGAGGAGAUAACAUAAACGGUGAUGCUUUUGAUGAGAAAUCGAGGAUUCCUGAUCCUCAUCGGAUGGUUAGAGCGUAUACGCAAUCUGUUGCUACGUUGAAUCUCUUGAGAGCCUUUGCAACUGGAGGUUAUGCUGCAAUGCAGAGAGUUAGUCAGUGGAAUCUUGAUUUCAGCCAGCAUAGUGAACAAGGGGACAGGUACCGUGAAUUGGCGAAUAGAGUUGAUGAGGCUUUAGGGUUCAUGAGUGCAGCUGGACUUACCAAUGCACACCCGAUCAUGACUACGACUGAGUUUUGGACAUCACACGAGUGCUUGCUACUGCCUUACGAGCAAGCACUCACAAGAGAGGAUUCAACUUCUGGACUUUACUAUGACUGCUCUGCUCACAUGGUUUGGGUUGGGGAGCGAACUCGCCAGCUCGAUGGCGCUCAUGUUGAGUUUUUGAGGGGAAUCGCUAACCCACUUGGUAUCAAGGUGAGUGAUAAAAUGGUCCCUAGUGAACUGGUUAAGCUGAUAGAGAUACUAAACCCUCAGAACAAGCCUGGAAGGAUUACGGUGAUAGUGAGAAUGGGAGCUGAGAAUAUGCGGGUCAAGCUUCCUCAUUUGAUCAGAGCAGUACGUGGAGCCGGUCAGAUUGUGACUUGGGUUAGUGAUCCAAUGCACGGAAACACUAUCAUGGCUCCAAGUGGGUUAAAGACUCGUUCUUUCGAUGCAAUAAGGGCGGAGUUGAGAGCGUUCUUCGACGUGCAUGAUCAAGAAGGGAGCUUUCCUGGUGGGGUGCAUCUAGAGAUGACGGGUCAAAACGUGACGGAAUGCGUUGGAGGGUCACGCACCAUCACUUACAACGAUCUAAGCUCACGCUACCACACUCACUGCGACCCGAGGCUCAAUGCUUCUCAGUCUCUGGAGCUUGCCUUCAUCAUUGCAGAGCGUCUGCGAAAGAGAAGGCUCGGUUCCGGGAGUCUUCUGUCAUCUCUUGGACUCUAG